This is a messenger RNA of Mesitornis unicolor (brown roatelo), 884 nucleotides long. RefSeq names its product transcription factor B2, mitochondrial (gene TFB2M). Gene Ontology annotation, molecular function: mitochondrial transcription factor activity; rRNA (adenine-N6,N6-)-dimethyltransferase activity. The transcript has 7 exons. The record is from RefSeq and is a predicted model, not a curated record. Gene Ontology annotation, biological process: rRNA methylation; transcription initiation at mitochondrial promoter. Gene Ontology annotation, cellular component: mitochondrial matrix. The annotation marks the transcript as partial. NCBI's taxonomy places the organism in Eukaryota, Metazoa, Chordata, Aves, Mesitornithiformes, Mesitornithidae.
GUCCUGGAAUCUUGACCCGAACUCUGCUCAAUGCAGGUGUUAGAGUCGUAGCUCUAGAAAGUAACUUAGCUUUUCUUCCAAACUUACAGUCCCUAGAGAAUAGCCUGGAUGGACAAUUAAAGGUAAUUUAUGGUGACUUCUUCAGACUGGAUCCUUUGGUGACUGGAACGGUGAAGCCACCUGCUAUGUAUUCUGACAAACUUUUUGAAACCAUGGGUGUAGCAGCAGUUCCUUGGAGGGCAGAUGUACCUCUGAAAAUUUUUGGAAUCUUACCACAAAAAAAGGAAAGGAACACACUUUGGAGGCUUCUUUUUGCCCUGUAUGAAUGCAGUUCCAUAUACAAAUAUGGAAGAGUAGAACUCAACAUCUUUAUAAGUGAAAAAGAGUACAAGGUAUUAACAGCAAAGCCUGAGGAAACGAGGAUUUACCAAGCACUUACUGUACUUUGGCAAGUAGGAUGUGAAAUUCAGCUAUUGCACAUGGAACCUUGGUCAUCAUUUGUAACUAAUUUGAAAAAUGGGGGACUGGCAGUACCAAAAAGCAUGAGGCUGCCAAAUGACCAUUUUUGUUUGGUACGAUUGACUCCUCAGAAAAAUUUAUUUACAGGAGGCUUGGAGCCCACGAAUUCAGCUACCUUUAUUUUCAUGGUGAAACAGUGUCUUGCUAAACCGAAGUCUAGACUUAUUGAUAGAUUAAAUUCAUGGAGCUUGGACAGUGGUGACCAAGUACUGAGCAAGCUAGAAAUUCCAGGAAAUGCUGAAGCACGUAACUUAUACCCAGAAGACUAUAGGCGUCUUUUUGAAGCUUUGCAAAACUCUAAUGUGUUUACUGACACCUGGUUCCAUGAUGAAGUCUUUGAAACUAUAAGGAACAUAAACUUGUAA